Molecule: messenger RNA, 639 nt
Organism: Plasmodium malariae
Lineage: Eukaryota; Apicomplexa; Aconoidasida; Haemosporida; Plasmodiidae
Product: conserved Plasmodium protein, unknown function
Exons: 1
Coding region: 1-639 (212 amino acids)
Source: RefSeq, a predicted model, not a curated record
AUGAAAAGAUAUAAUAUUCAUAACAGUAAGUUGUAUAAUCCUAAAAAAGUAAAAGUAGAAUGUGAAUAUGAGAAUGAAUUAAGAAAAAAAGACUAUUCCUCAUCAAGUAUUUUUGACUACAAUUUAUCACAUUUGAAAAGAAUUGAAGACAUAGAAGAAAGAAAUUUAGAAAGAUUAAGCUUUUUUCAUUUAGAAGAAAAUCGAAAGAGAAGAAAAAUUAAUUUUUUAAAUAUAUUUGAUCAUUUGAAAAAUAGUAGUAAAGAUACAAAGAAGACUGGAGAUGGUUGUGAUGAAGUGGGUGAUGAUAGCUGUCAUAAUAAUGGCGAUUCUAAUAGAAAACAUAAUACGACGAAUAUUCCCUAUCAGAGUAAAAAUGAAAGGACUAAAAAAAGUAAGGCGGCUAGUCUAAAUAGCAAUAACCCAAUAAAUAAUGAGUAUAACAACAACAGUAAGGAAAAAUUAAAUAAAGGAAACUUGGUGGAUGAUUGGAAAAUAGAAGAAAAUAUGGGAAACAAAAAAGGAAUCGACAUAAAAAAUAAAUAUUAUGAAAAAAUAAAUAACAUACUAAAAGAAGCACACAUGAGCAAAAUUGCUAGAAAGACUAACCGAAAUGGAUGUAAAUAUUUGUGUGCUCGAUAA